Messenger RNA from Chenopodium quinoa (quinoa), 1537 nucleotides. Its product is annotated as epidermis-specific secreted glycoprotein EP1-like. The transcript has a single exon. The record is from RefSeq and is a predicted model, not a curated record. Bases 10 to 1374 code for a protein of 454 amino acids. Lineage: Eukaryota; Viridiplantae; Streptophyta; Magnoliopsida; Caryophyllales; Amaranthaceae.
CUUAUAACCAUGUCCGCCUUCAUAUAUUCCCUCGUAUUAAGCCUAUCUCUUUGCAUCCUCAUUACACCGUCGAUUUGUGAUCAAGUUUUCUCAGAUUUUUCACCGUCUAUGGCUCUUAUGCUUAAUAGACCUUUUCCGCCUUCAAUAUUUCUCUAUGUCAAUCUCGGUGACCAUGAUGAUUACUCGGGUGAAUACGAUUCCUACUAUCGCGUUGUAGGAGUAAAUAGUGCACGUUACUCAUUACUCUUUUAUAAAUUCCCCGAAAGUUCUGUUUAUACCCUUGGUAUAGGCAGUAACUUCCCAUCUAAAUGGGUUUGGGCUGCAAACCCGAAUGACCCCGUUAGUGAUGGAGCGGCUAUUUACCUAGGGGAAGACGGCAAUCUUGUACUAGUCGAUGUUGAUGACCGUGUUGUUUGGCAAACCAACACGGCCAACAAGGGUGUGGUCGGACUAAAGAUGCUUGAGGAUGGUAACAUGGUAUUAUACGAUGCCAAUGACAAUUUUAUAUGGCAAAGUUUUGAUUACCCCUCGGAUACAUUGUUACCCAGCCAGUCUCUUAAGGCCGGGCUAACUACUAAGCUUGUAAGCCGUGCAUCAAAUACGAGUCAUUUGGAAGGGAACUACACCCUAGAGAUGAGCCCAAAAAACGUGUCUUUGUACUACAAAAGUCCAAAUAGUCCAACACCACUUCCUUACUAUCGAAUUGAUCAAAGUUUUGUACCGACAUUUUCCAAGGAAUUUAGAUAUGAUGUAUUUGUGAAAGAUUUUGAUAAUCCUAUUAGUUCCCAAACCAUUCAAUACACUACCACAAGUUCGCUAUCUAGUUCAAGUCAAGAGCUUGUCAAAACAUCAUACGAUAGCAGACUUUCCUUACUUCGACUAGAAUAUGAUGGUAAGCUACGUGUCCAUACUUUUGAUCCUAUGAUUAUUGGAGUGUGGUACGAAGAGUUCACUCUCUUCAAGGGAGAACCAUUGUCGCGUAAUCAAUUAGGAGCAACUGAAUGUCAAAUGCCUGAAAAAUGUGGUAAUUUUGGAAUUUGCUACAAAGGCGAGUGUGUUGCUUGUCCUUCCCCUAGAGGGCUCAUGAGAUGGAGUGAAGAUUGCGCGCCACCAACCGUGGGAGGAAAUAGUGGUGAUGAUACAGAUGCUAAGUACUACAAGAUGCGUGGGAUUCGACAUUUCAGUUGUAUGUACACCGAAGGUGAGGGACCUAUGAAACCAAGAAAAUGCAAGAUUAAGUGUAGCAAUGAUCCAAAGUGUGUGGGAUUUUUCUAUGAUGUAGAUAACUUAAGAUGUUGGAUUGUUUACGAUCUCAUGACUUUGACUAGAACAGAUAAUCCUAAUCAUUUAGGCUAUGUCAAAUUGUCUAACUAAUAAUUUAGUGAGGCCUAUGAAGAUUACUAAUGGAGGGGAUCAUCAAGAACCUAUUAUACUUCCUCCGGUAACUAUUAUUUGCAACAUAUACUAUAAAUGGAUGCUAACUAUUAUGUGCAACAAAUAUUUUCUUUCCUUUUUAAGUUAUCAUUUCUCUCUAUCU